AACGAGACGUUUAAUUGUCAGUGAUAGUACGAGUUACGCCGAAAGUGGUCGAAAUCAUGGCUCUAAGUAUUUCUGAAGUAAAUGCCUUAGAUGAUGCUCAGUUUGAAGCAAUUUUUGGUAACGUCAUAGAAUUGUGUUCAGAUGCAGCUGUGCAAAUUAGUAAAAAGAAGCCAUUCAAAAACUUAGCCGAUUUAUGCAAAGCAUUUGAUCAGUACUUAGAUGGGCUUAGUAAAGCAGAAAAGUUGGUAGUGCUUAGAUUGCAUCCAGAUUUAGCUGGUCGAUUGGCAUCACAAGGUGAACUGACGCGGGAGUCUACCGCGGAGCAGAGGAGCGCCGGUCUCUUAGACCUAACCGAAGAACAGAAGUCUAUAAUUAAUACUAGUAAUGAAGCGGUAAAGCGGCAGAUAUCCAAAUUAUAUUUAUAUUACAAAAAAGAGUCAUACGUUCAAUUUAUAAUAUGGGUUCAAGAGAAUCUGUUCGUGAACGUUUUAAAAAAUCGAAAAUCCCUCACAGUCGCCUCUCAAUAUACAUAUAUGAAAACAUAAGGUAUAAAACGAAGUUUGGAUUCCCGUUUAUAAUAUGCGCAAGGGAAAAUAAAGUGCAGUCUAUCAUAGAAGGUCUUCAGCGGCGAUACAACAGUACUCAAGAACAAGAAAUUACUGUUGGGAUUAACGAAGUGAAAAAGAUUUGCAAAUUAAGGAUACUUGAUAUAGUUAAGGAUUAAAUAUAUAUAUUGGUUACAAUUACUACUAG
Messenger RNA from Galleria mellonella (greater wax moth), 753 nucleotides. Its product is annotated as 2-oxo-4-hydroxy-4-carboxy-5-ureidoimidazoline decarboxylase-like. Lineage: Eukaryota; Metazoa; Arthropoda; Insecta; Lepidoptera; Pyralidae. Gene Ontology annotation, biological process: allantoin metabolic process. Gene Ontology annotation, molecular function: carboxy-lyase activity. Bases 57 to 545 code for a protein of 162 amino acids. The record is from RefSeq and is a predicted model, not a curated record. The transcript has 4 exons.